Molecule: messenger RNA, 597 nt
Organism: Cucurbita moschata (crookneck pumpkin)
Lineage: Eukaryota; Viridiplantae; Streptophyta; Magnoliopsida; Cucurbitales; Cucurbitaceae
Product: auxin-responsive protein SAUR36-like
Exons: 1
Coding region: 27-527 (166 amino acids)
Biological process (GO): response to auxin
Source: RefSeq, a predicted model, not a curated record
UCUCCUUCUCUCUCUCCAUUUUUCUCAUGAGAAAGCUCCGAGGCUUCAAGCUUCGAAAGCGACUCGUUCUAUUUUCAAGAUGGCUCUGUCGAAAUAUCCGACCGGCGACUCGAUAUUACAGGCUAAGUCAGGAGGACUCGUCGCCCGAGCUCAAGUUGUCGUCAAGGCUUCUCAGCUGGAGUCGCGGGCUGAGUUUCCUCCGACGAGCUGAGCCGGUCCGGGAGAAGCGUAACCCGGUGCCGAAAGGACAGCUGGCAGUCUACGUCGGUGAAAGCGGAGGAGAAUUCAGCCGGGUUUUGGUGCCGGUGGUGUAUUUCAAGCAUAGGCUUUUCAUUGAGUUGUUGAGGGAAGCAGAGGAUGAAUAUGGGUUUGAACAUAAGAAAGGGAUUACUUUUCCUUGUGGGUAUUCGGAGUUUGAGCGGAUCCUGACCCGGAUCCGGGAUUGCCGCCACUGGAGGAGCUCCGGCAGCUGCUGCUCGCCGGAGGAGGAGGAUGUGUGGAGGCUUGAAGCUCGGUUAAGAAGAUGAGGGAUUAGUGGUUUUGGACUUUUUUUUUUUUUUUUUUUUUUUUUUUUUUUUUUUUUUUUUUUUUUUUUUU